Messenger RNA from Closterium sp. NIES-67, 2237 nucleotides. NCBI's taxonomy places the organism in Eukaryota, Viridiplantae, Streptophyta, Zygnematophyceae, Desmidiales, Closteriaceae. The record is from the annotation of a GenBank genome assembly.
CCAUAGUCAGAGAGAGAGGUCACAUGGAGUUUCUCUUGAGAGAAAGUAGGCGGAGGAGGUAGGAAGGCUGGAAAGGUAGCAAGCCCAGACAAAACACCUAGAGCUCAGUUGCGAGGUCAGGCUCCAGGAAUAGAUACUCUGUAAUUGUGUGUGGAACACGAAUCAGUAGGAGAGAAGACUAGAAGACUAUGUGCUGGACCGUGCAAAGCACACCUACUGGAAUCCGCUGGAGUAUUAGGCCUCCCCCACUAAGCUGCAAAACUUCCAUACCUGCCGCCUGGUCAACAUCUAGUCGUUUAGUCACAUCACCAGCUAUCGCCAAGGUCACGCAUCCCCUCAUCACGUCUCAUUGAAGCUGAACCGACUCUCACGAUCGCUCUGGGUUAGUGCUGAACGAACGGGUCUGCAUCUGCAUUGAACGUGUGUGUAACUGCAUUGCGAGGGCCGAGCACCAUGGUGGAGAUGCGGGAUCACGCGCUAGGGAUCGUGCUGCCCGUGGUCGUGUACUGGAUAUAUGGCGGCUUCCUGGAUUUCCUCGACAGUAUGGACAUUAAGGUCAUGAAUCGAUGGCGGCUGCACAGUCGAAGCGACGAGCAGAAACUCAACCUCGUUUCCAAAGGAGCCGUCGUGCGAGGAGUGCUUCUCCAGCAGCUGCUGCAGGUCGUCGUCGCCGUGCUUCUCUUCCUGGUGGACCCCAACAGUCAGAACCACGGGGAGUCGCCGCCCAGCGUGUGGGUGCAGGUGGCGCAGGUGGGCGUGGCAAUGGUGGUGAUGGACGCGUGGCAGUACUUCUGGCACCGCCUCAUGCACGAGAGCCGCUUUCUUUACAGGAACCUGCACAGCUGGCACCACAGGCUGCUGGUGCCGUACGCCUAUGGCGCCCUCUACAACCACCCCCUCGAGGGGCUCAUUCUCGACACCUUUGGCGGCGCCGUCUCCUUCCUUGCGUCCGGCAUGCAUCCGCGCACGGCUAUCUACUUCUUUACCUUCGCCACCAUGAAGACCGUUGAUGACCACUGCGGCCUCGUUCUGCCCUUCAGCCCCUUCCAGCGGUUCUUCCACAACAAUGCCGCCUACCACGACAUCCACCACCAGCUGUCUGGCUUCCGCUUCAAUUACUCGCAGCCCUUCUUUCCCGUGUGGGACAUGCUCCUGGGCACGCACAUGCCCUUCGCGCUCGUCAAGCGGGCGGAUGGCGGCGUAGAGGCCAAGGCAAUCCGCCCUUCCUCUCUCUCCUCUGACGCCAAGUCCACUGCUGCUGCUGCUGCUGCCAAGGCUGCAGGAGCUGCUGCUGCUGCUGCUGCUGCGAAUGGGGGUGGGGAUGGGGAGCGCGAGGAUAAGAAGAACGACUAAGGGCUGAGGUGUGCUGGAGUUGGGCUGUGGGGGCCGAAGGGCAAGGUUUUUUUCUAGAGACUUCCCUCCCGGGAUGGGAGUGUGGGUGGUGUGGAGAGAAGGAGCAGGAUGCUGUGUGGGAAUAGCGAGAAUUGCGCGAGAAGUGUGGGAAGUAUGAUAUGUGUGAUAAGUGUUCAGCGGCACAUCCCAGAGUCCCUCCCACUGGAGCGGUUGUUGGGUGGCAUCUAGCCAACCAUCCCAUCUGCUACUGGAGAGAUUGCUGAUUCCGCAUGUCCUCUCGUCCCGUUGCUCACGACCCCUCAGCAGCAGCAGCAGCAGCAGCAGCAGCAGCAGCACUGUUGUUUCAUGUUUCCCAAUCUCCACUGCUGCCACCAUGCAUGCAACACCACUUGCAAAGAAGCCCCUCUGCUCCACUCAAGGCCGCCCUUCCCAGCGUUGCGUUCCAAUGCGCUGCGCUGCGUUGCGUUGCAGUGCAGUGCAUUGCUUGGUGCUCCAGCCUGUUGGAGUGUGUGCGGUGCCGUGCCGUGCCACACAUUCUGGUAUGGGCAUUCUGACAUUGACGAGAUGAUGCCAUGCCCGGAGUGCAUCUCAGACAGCUGCAAGCUUUCUAUUCCCAUGCGGAUGCGCGCUUGCAUGCCAUAUCAUUGCUUUCUGCUUGCUCAGUUAUACUGUGUAGUGUUCCCUGUCAAGCCGAAGAUAGCUGAAGUAGUACAGUAUGUGCUUCGCUUCUCACUGCCAGCAUGUAACACUGCAUGAUGCAUUAAGGAGUGAGGGGUGGUGCAAUGCCACAUCUGCACCCUUACUGGUUGGACAGUGGGUAGGCUGAGCAGUUUUGCUAAUUCCUGUACCAUUUGUCUGGGAGUACUUUCAUUACAAAGCAGAAG